Molecule: messenger RNA, 5011 nt
Organism: Lates calcarifer (barramundi perch)
Lineage: Eukaryota; Metazoa; Chordata; Actinopteri; Centropomidae
Gene: nod1
Product: nucleotide-binding oligomerization domain containing 1
Exons: 12
Coding region: 188-3007 (939 amino acids)
Biological process (GO): regulation of apoptotic process
Molecular function (GO): protein binding
Source: RefSeq, a predicted model, not a curated record
CAGAAAGUAGCAGCUGAUUGUUUUAUCCUGAGUGGACGGCAGAUGUAGAGUACAGAAGGCAACCACUGGGCAAUUUCCAUUUACACAUAGUUAGUAGUUCCUUCAAAUACUGGGUUUUUACUUUAAAGUGCAGUGGUUACGCUUUGCUGUCGACACAACGCUAUGAAGUGACCGUUCUGCAGUAAAUAUGGGUCAAAAAGAAGAAGUCAGAUGCCUUAACAUCCUCACCUACCACAGAGAGCUGCUGGUGUCCAGGUUGAGGAGCAUUCAGUGCAUCCUGGACAAUCUGUUGGCUUGUGGUUUCUUCUGUGAAGAAGAUGUUGAGAUUGUACAGCGAACUGUCACCAAGACAGAUCAGGUUCGCAAAAUCCUGGAGCUAGUUCAGUGCAAAGGGGAAGAGGCCUGUGAAUACUUUAUUUUCAUCAUAUAUAAAGUAUGUGAUGCAUACAUCGACCUCCAGCCAUGGCUGAAAGAGAUCAACUACAACCCAAGUAGUGACAUAAUGGUGAUGCAGGUGGUUAACACUGAUCCCAUCAGCAGGUAUCGUGAGAAGUUGAGGCAUGAAAUGAGCCGUGACACCUGCUUCAUCAUGUCAUAUGGCCAGCAAGAGGAGACCCGUCUGGAGGACCUCUACACUGACACACUGAUGGAACUGUUGAACGAAUGCAAUGAAAGUCUGGGCUUUGUGGAGAGUCUGGACCAGCUCCUAGGAGACCACGCAGUCUUCAAUCCGCAAGGUGAAACCAUCUAUGUGAUGGGGGAUGCUGGUGUGGGAAAAUCCAUCCUCCUGCAGAAGCUCCAGAACCUCUGGUCCAAGAAGGAGCUGCAAACAGACGCCAUCUUCCUCUUUAAGUUCCGCUGUAGGAUGUUCAGCAUCUUCAAGGAAACAGAGCAGAUCUCCCUCAGAGACCUUUUGUUCAAAUACAACUGCCACCCAGAUCAUGACCCAGAUGAUGAGGUGUUUGAUUACAUCCUGCACUUCCCUGAGAAGGUUCUUUUUACAUUUGAUGGCUAUGAUGAGAUUCAGGAGCAUCUAGACCUGAUGAAUGUCCCUGAGGUGGUGUCACCAGAAGACAAGGCACAUCCCCUGCAGCUGCUGACCAGCUUGCUCUGUGGGAAACUACUCAAGAGCUCUCAGAAAGUGUUGACGGCCCGGACAGGGAUUGAGAUCCAGAGUAAGGUGAUCAGAAAGAAGGUGGCUCUGCGGGGUUUCUCCCCAACUCACCUGAUGACCUACAUUGAUUUACAUUUUAAGGAGCAGGAACACCGAGAGCAGGUGUUGACUCAGCUGGAUGCUAGCCCCCACCUCUGUGGCCUGUGCUCCACCCCGCUGUUCUGCUGGAUUGUACUCAAGAGCUUUAGGCAUCUGCACACCAUGCAUGAUAGUUUUCAUCUGCCUGACACCUGCAUCACACUUACUGACAUCUUCCUUCUGCUGACGGAGGUGUUCCUUAGCCGCUCAACCUCACCUGCUCCAUCUCUGCUGAAGAAAAGAACCCGGUGUGCCUCAGAGACAUUCAAAGCAGGGCUCAGGCCGCUGGCUGCAUUUGCCAAGCUGGCACUUCAGGGUAUGGAGAAAGGUGGCUUCAUUUGUAACCAAGAGGAGAUCGCUGCAUGUGGUCUGAGAGAGGACGACCUGCCCCUUGGCUUUCUUAGGCCUGUCAGUGAGUAUGAUGCCAACGGAAGCCCUGCUAACUUUGAAUUCCUCCACAUCACCCUACAGUCUUUCUUGGCAGCGUUUGCUCUUGUUUUGGAUGAGCAGGCUGCUGCUAAUUCCAUCCUCAAGUUCUUCACAGAGUGCAGCAGGAAAAGGGAACCAGUCUGUCUGCUUUUUGACUUCUGUAACUGUUACCCUUCAAAGUCCGGUGAAAAACAACCAUUUGCAACUACUGAGCACCUUCAGUUCACUAAUCUCUUCUUGUGUGGACUGCUGUCCAAGGCUCACACUGGCCUGAUGGAGCACCUGGUAUCUCCUGUGUUACUAAAGAAAAAACGUGCCUUGCUAAAAUCUUACCUGUCCACCAGUGUUAAGUCCCACCUCCGUGGGUUACCCCACUACAGUGGUGAUGAAGGCAAGAAAGUCCAUGUUUUGCCCAACUUCCUGUGGAUGCUGAGGUGCAUCUUCGAGACAGGGAGCAACGACAUCGCUCGGAUGACAGCGAAAGGCAUCACAGCUAACCUCAUCAAGCUGGGCUACUGUAAUGUGUUCUCAGGCGACUGCACUGCCCUUAACUUUGUACUGCAACACCGACAGAACCUCCUGGGGCUUGACAUGGAUAACAACAACAUCAGUGACUAUGGGGUGAAGCAGCUGAGGCCUUCAUUCUGUAAGAUGACAGUAGUGAGAUUGUGUGUCAAUCACCUGUCAGACAGCAGCAUUGAGGUUCUUGCAGAGGAGCUGUGUAAGCACAGAGUUGUUGAGGUCUUGGGGCUUUACAACAAUCACAUCACAGAUGUUGGAGCCAAACUAGUUGCACAGAUAAUUGAGGAAUGCCCAAAGUUGCGAGUUGUCAAGAUUGGUAAAAACAAGAUCACUAGCGUUGGUGGGAGGUAUCUGGCCAGUGCAAUUCAGAAGAGCACCUCUAUAUUUGAUGUGGGAAUGUGGGGGAACAGCAUUGGUGAUGAAGGAGCAGAAGCAUUUGCAGAGGCUUUGAGGCACCACCCAAGUCUUACCAACCUCAGUCUCUCAGCUAACUGCAUCACAUCCAAAGGCGGGAAGUUCCUGACAGAAGCUUUGACAGAAAACAGCAUCCUCAGGAUAUUCUGGUUGGUGCAGAAUGAGUUGACUGAUGAUGCAGCUGCACACGUGGCUGACUUGAUUAAAGCGAACACAGGUUUAACCCACCUCUGGUUAAUAAGCAACCAGUUCACCGUGCAUGGGAUCAAACAGCUCGCUGAGGCACUCACUGACAACACAGCACUCAAAGAGAUAUGUGUGAAAGGAAACCAGCUCUCUGAGGAGGAAGAGAAACAGUUUGUGGCAGAGAAAAGGCUGCGGUUCCACUGACUGGACAUUCACUUACACAUGUAAAGUCUGUAUGAGCCUAAAGAUGUAUUGUGUGUUCACUGUAUGCAUGUUCAGUGUUAGAAUUAGCAAACUGAUCAGGUAUGGUGUUAUACUUUAUGCUUCCAUCUGGCUGCAACUGUUCGGACUGCUGCAGGCACUGUUACACUAUUUGCUUUAAUGGAAAUACUAUAUAUUCAUCACUUGUUGAUGAACCAUUUUUUGCACUAAAGAAACUUUGUUAUUACUAUUUCAAAUAGGGGAUAUUUACCUGCACUUUUAAACAAAAUGUUUGAUAGUUUUACAUGACUGUUGGAAAAAGGAAGCAGAAGCACCGCUGAACAUGAAGAAAGAACAAACUUCCCUCUUCAUGAACAUUUGUAUAGAUUUUAAGUUAAUAUUCUGUUCUAUGUGAAUAUACACUGAUCAGCCAGAACAUUAAACCACAGUGAAUAACACUCAUCAUCUCAUUACAAUACUAUAUGUUAAAUAUGUUCUUUUGUUACUUUGACAUGUAGCACCCACCUAAACAUUGUUGCAGACCAUGCACCCCACCCCCAUCCCCCACCUGGCCAUGGCAACGGCACUGAUGGUAGAGGCCUCCCCCAGCAGGACAGUGCUCCCACCACACCACAAAAACUGCUCCAAAAUGUCUGGAGGAACACGACAAACAGCCCAAGGUGUUGACCUGGUCUCCACACUCCCCCAGAUCCCAGUCUGAUCCAGCAUCUGUGGGAUGAUCCAGAACAAGUCAGAUUCAUGGAGGCCCCACCCCACAACCCACAGGAUCCAAACGAUCCACUACCAAUAUCCUGGUGCCAGACACCACAGCACACCCUCAGAGGUCCCCUGUCCAUGCCCCAGUGGGUCAGAGCUGUUUUGGCGGCACCUACACAGUAUUAGGCAGGUGGUUUUAAUGCUGUGGCUGAUCAGUGUGUACUGUAAACAGUAACUUUAUUUUAUUGUUACACAAGGUGGUGUUUAUUUUCCACAUAGUGGAAAGUGAGUGAGUGAAAGAUGACAACAUUUGUUAUUAGUAUAAUGUUUAUGGUUUGUGUGAUAUAUUUUUGUACAGAUACCCUGGUGGUAAAAGACUGAUGGCCUCUAGUGAACAAAACAUGGAGCAAAUCAAUCAGGAAGACUACACUAUUCAUUAGUUCCUCUAUGCUCCUGAUCAGCUUCUCUCUGCAGCAGAUGUUUUAACUGGUCAUAGCAGGAAAAGCACAGGUGUAAUUACGGAAAUGUACUAUUGCUCUGUUCCACUGAAGUGUUCCCAUUAGCCAUGAGUGAGCAGUGAGCCAGCAUUAGCAACAGUUUUAAAAAAAAAUUUCUUCUGUGAAAUUCCACCUUGAUAAAAUAUAUGAACGUCACUAAUCUCUUCUGGUAACAUCACCCAAAGCUGCCGCUCCUGCCAUACAGAAUCAAAUCUCUCACCAUCCACUUUGUUAAAGGAGCGGUCAAGCAUUUUAGUAUUUCCACUUACAUAAAGUUAACUGUAUUUAAAAAGGAGGAGUCAGAAUCAGAGCAGCAGAGGCUGAGAUAUCUGAUUUAAGUAUGGGUCUAAAUUCCACAUUUCUUAUAAUGCAGUUCCAUAAUGUUUUUCUUUACACUCGUCUUCUAUAGUAAUGAAAAAUUGAUUUUUGAAUUGGACCAUAAUAAUACCAUAUUAAACUUCCCAACAGGCUUAUCAGUGAGGUCCAUGUUGUAUUUGGAAAAAUGAAAUAGAAUACGACACUCAGGCUGAUUCAGUCUCUGGAUUUUUACUUAAAAAUUCUGAUUAGCCUCAAACACAAAAUAACAUGGCAUAAAAAUGCAGUAACUAAAGGAGAGUGAUUGGUAUCCAAAGGAUUCACCCUUAAUUGCUUUUUGUACAUAGCUUUAAGAAAUAUUUGAACAUAUUUUGUUGUGAUUAUCUGUUUUCAGCACACAUUCUCUGUUACAUUUCAUUAGGUAAUUCUUGUUGGGGGCUCAGAACUGGCAAGAAAUAAAAUGAUAAAAAUGCUAAAA